GACCUACCCUUCUUCUUUGACGCUCACCAGUCCCUCCUCUUUGCUGUCCCGUCGUCCCUUUGUCCCUUCACUCAACACUUUACCCCCCACUCAUCACUACUAUAAUCUAUCAUGGCAUUGAAGCGCAAGCUCGUUGACGACGCAUCUGCUCAACCUUCCCUAAAGCAGAUGAAGCUCGUACCCUUCCCGUCCUCCGAACAAAGUCUCGACAUGGACAUGGACGCACCAAUGUCCGACUCUCCCUCCAUGGACAUUGACUUUCCUGCUGGCUUUCACUCGCGUCUACCGUCAAGCGCGUCGUCGGACACUGACUACUCGUCAGAUGCUUCCACUUCUUCCCCUUCCGACCCGUCGAUAUGUCCACCACCAGUCAACGGGCGUACCUUCUCAGGACUCGGCUUCUCCCACCUCAGGUCAGACUGCAAGCAGCUCCCGAAACUCCGUGUUGCUUGCGGCGCCGGUCCCAGUGGCAACCGUUCAAUGUGGGGCCUUUGCGAAGAAUGCGGCGCCAUUCAAAUGCUCGACUCGUGAAGACAUUUCGCCACACCGCAUUCUGACAAGUCUGGCAGCUUUAGUCUCUUCAAAAUCCCCUAAUCCUUUUUCGCAGUUUCUCUGGUUUAUCUUCUCUUUGCUCUGACACGACUUCAACAACUGACAGAAUUUCGAUUUCGACUACUGGUAUCAGCAUUUCAACCCUAUUAUCGACACCAUCGACAUCCGACAGUAAAAAAAACUCAAUGUCAACAUUUCGCCACACGACAAUCACUUUCGCCUUACUGUCAACACUUAUCUUCGACAGCCCUAUUUCUAAACUGACAAACUUGUACCAGCUAGUACCAGCUAGCGACACACCGACUUCAGCAGACGCCUUCGCCACCACCCUCUUGUCGACCUCUCCCUCCCUCUCCUGCUCCUCCGCCCCCGUCCCCCUCCUACCAACUGCGACACCACCCUCCUUCCUCGGACCUCAUAUGCAAUGUACAUGCUUUCCGUCGCUACAUUGUGUAACUGCAUAUGUGGUCUGCUCGCCAUUGUCUGCUCAAAAGUGCUGUCCCGUCAGUUCC
Fomitiporia mediterranea MF3/22 is the source of this 1064-nucleotide messenger RNA. RefSeq lists its product as uncharacterized. The coding region runs from base 112 to 531 and encodes 139 amino acids. The transcript is spliced from 4 exons. The record is from RefSeq and is a predicted model, not a curated record. NCBI's taxonomy places the organism in Eukaryota, Fungi, Basidiomycota, Agaricomycetes, Hymenochaetales, Hymenochaetaceae.